Molecule: messenger RNA, 472 nt
Organism: Amoebophrya sp. A25
Lineage: Eukaryota; Dinophyceae; Syndiniales; Amoebophryaceae
Source: the annotation of a GenBank genome assembly
CUAUAAUAGACUUUGUGCGCGGCGAUCGGCCCAACACAACGCGGCAAGGAAUCAGUCCCGAGAUCCUGGCCUGCGCCGAGGCGCGAUCCGGUGCGACCUCAGGACUGCAGCACCUGGAAACCGCGAAGGCAAGCACAAGAAGGUGGCGCGAAGAGAACAAAGAAGCCCAGCACCGACUGAUGAACAAUACAAACAGCGGGAGCGAAGGUUUUUUUGGCAAUCUGAACUUGUCGGGUGGAGGUUUCCCGCGAGGCUUUGUCACCUGCACCUCGCACUGUCCAAAGCAGCAGUCGCUUGACAUAGAAAUCAUUCGGAGAGAUCUGGAGGCGAAUCCGGGUCUGAAAAAAGCACUACAGGGCAAGGAAGGCGUGACCGAAGAGCGCGUGCAAGUUUAUCGCGGAGGAAAGCGCAUGUCCCUCUUCCGAUCACGAGUCAGGGCGGAGGAUUUUUUGGUGCCUCUGCCAACGGCGGA